Ostreococcus tauri is the source of this 1806-nucleotide messenger RNA. Its product is annotated as Asparagine synthase, glutamine-hydrolyzing. Gene Ontology annotation, molecular function: asparagine synthase (glutamine-hydrolyzing) activity. The record is from RefSeq and is a predicted model, not a curated record. Gene Ontology annotation, cellular component: cytosol. The transcript has a single exon. Bases 1 to 1806 code for a protein of 601 amino acids. Lineage: Eukaryota; Viridiplantae; Chlorophyta; Mamiellophyceae; Mamiellales; Bathycoccaceae.
AUGGAGGUUCGAGUGGACGAGCGAAGCGGCGCGCAAACCUUCAUGGUGCACAAGCGCCUGAGCAUCGUCGCUCCGGGGAAGAGCGGUGAUCAGCCGCUGUACACGGAUGCGUCGAGGAAGACGACGUUCAUCGCGAACGGAGAAAUUUAUAAUCACGCCGAGCUCAGGGAGAAGUACGGGAUCGUGAGCGAGAAUAAGAGCGAUUGCCAAGUCAUCGGUCACCUGUACGAGCAGCACGGGCCGGGCUUCGUGAGCGAGCUCGAUGGGAUGUUCGCGUUCGUGAUCGAGGAUCGGGAGAACGACGUCAUCGUCGCGGCGAGAGAUCAUAUGGGGAAGAUCCCGAUGUACAUGGCCAACGGUAAGGAUGGGAGCGUUUGGUUCAGCAGCGAGAUGAAGACGUUGCACGACGACCCAGGGGUGGCGAGCUACGAAAUCUUUCCGCCAGGUCACGUGUACGUCAAGAAGGGUGAUGAACCGGCCACGAUCGAGCGCUGGUUCAAUCCUCAAUGGAUCGCCGAGGAGAGCUACGUGCCGACGACUCCGGCGGACUUACCGGCGCUUCGCGAGUGCGUCGUUGACGCCGUCACAAAGCGUCUCAUGGCGGACGUCCCGUACGCCGUGCUCCUGUCCGGUGGGCUUGAUUCAUCGUUAAUCACCUCCAUCGCGGUGCGUCAGCGCAAGUUAGCCAAGAACACGUACGGAGCUGAUGAGCCCGUGCACUCGUUCUCCAUCGGUAUCAAGGGGGCGCCGGAUCUCGUCGCCGCGCGCAAGGUGGCCGAACAGCUCGGCACGAUCCACCACGAGGUGCACUUUACUCCCGAGGAAGCGCUCGACGCACUGCCGGACGUCAUUUGGCACCUUGAAACGUUCGAGCAAGUUCGUGCGUCGGUGCCCAUGUACCUACUGAGCCGUCACAUCAAGUCCUUAGGUUUCAAGAUGGUCCUCUCGGGCGAGGGCGCCGACGAGCUCUUUGGUGGCUACUUGUACUUCCACAAGGCGCCGAACCCGACCGAGUUCCAUGCUGAAUGCCGUCGUAAGACCAUGCGUUUGCACCAAUGGGAUGUGUUGCGCGCGAACAAGUCUACGAUGAGCUGGGGUAUCGAAGUUCGCACUCCACUCUUGUCCCAGCAAGUCAUCGACAUGGCGAUGAACAUGCGUCCUGAGGAUAAAAUGAUCGACGUCAACAAAAAAGAUGCAGAUGGUCAUCCAUUCCUGGAAAAGUAUAUUCUCCGCAAGGCGUUCGAUACGCCUGAGGAUCCGUAUCUUCCGCAAGAGGUUCUUUGGCGUCAGAAGGAGCAGUUCAGCGAUGGCGUUGGGUACGACUGGGUCGACGGUUUGGCGGCACACGCUGAACUCGAAGUCAGUGACGAAAUGUUUGCGAAGCGCGCCGAGCGUUUCCCGCUGCACCCGCCGACGACGAAGGAGUACUACUUGCUUCGAUCGAUUUUCGAAGAGCACUUUGUGACUGGGUUCGAGAAUGGGGACUGCGCGUACGCGACAUGCCCGUUCGGCAAGUCCAUCGCGUGCUCAACCCCGGAGGCGGUUUCGUGGGAUCCGGAGUGGGAAAAGAGUGUCGGAGACAUCUCUGGUCGGGCUGUCAAGAACGUGCACGUCGCUGCCGACAAGUUUGACGUGAAGAAGGAGAAGGCGAACGAGACUGUCGCCGCCUCCUUGGUGGGUGUUCAGAGACGAGGCGUCACGGUGAAGCCACGAGCGAGGAAAGGCGUCGUGCAGCAGCGAGUCCGCGGUCACGUUCGCUUCGCUGGCUUGCGUGCGGCGCCUAUCUCGAGGGUUUUACUUCUGUAG